UUGAUAGCUAAUCAUUAUCUAAUAUUCCCUAAAGUGGAUUAAGAGUAAAAUAAAAAGUGCCUUGAUUAAUAUUUUUGUUUUUUAUUUACAGUUGUUAGGCUGUUGUCCUUGUUGUUUAUUUUAUUCUACUUUUUUUAUUGCCCAAAAGCUCUGUAAUUAUGUAUGUAUGUAUGUAUGUAUGUAUGCAUUUGUUUUUGUUUUUUAUUAGACAUUUUACAGUGCUGAUUAAAAUCAACUACUAUUAAAGGAGUUGUUAUUGGUUAUUAUGGGUCUAAUCUCUGCAGUGGUGUCUCGGUCUCAGUGUUCCCAGGAUGAUAUUCAGUUCAAAUCUAAACUCUGUAAUAUGGAAACAAGAAUCAAACUUCAAUGCAACUGAGGUUUUUAUGAAACGAGGGAAAAGUGCUGCUUAUAUGGCUCACCCCCCCCCCCCCCCCACCAUGAGCACUGGUGUACCUUCGGUUCUAUGGAUAGAAAAUUCAGGAAUAAACAAAAGUUUGAAUGUCAAUACUUGAUGUGAACAUGAACAUAGAAUCCAUCCAUCCAUCUAUUCGAUUCUCAUUUAUUAAUUUAUUUGUUUGUUUCCCAAGUACUGUAUUCAUUCAUUUAUUUAGGCUACUUAUUAAUGUUAAUUUUUUUGUUUCCCAAUUAUUUAUUUAUUUAUUUAUUCGUUUCCUAUUUACUGUAUUCAUUCGUUCGUUCGUUCAUUUAGGCUACUUAUUAAUGUAUAUAUUUAUUAGUUUUCCAUUUAUUUAUUAAUUUAUUUCUUUAUUUCCCUUCCUUCUGGCGUCCUACGUCAGGAUUGGUCAGUUCACGAUCCAAUCAGCUUGCUGCUUGUGAGUUCGAACGCUUGCCCAAUCACCGCGCGGGAUUAGCGUUCAGCCGGAUUACGGGUAGGGGGUGAAAACGCGCCCGUAACUGGUUGACAGGCAGACAGCGGCGGUGGAGUGAUGAGCGGCGUGCUGCGCAUGCGCACUGCCGAAGUGACGCGCUCGGUCCCAGAAUGCUGCCUGGUAAACAGACAUGGAAGCACCUGGCGAAGACCUCCACAGUCCCUGAGCACUGCGCCGCCGCUUUGCGUUCCUCCCCCAGACUCAUUCUCAAUCUCCUCUAACGGCUCACACAUCUGCUCGCUCUCGGAGCCCGGCUCGGAUCUCUGAGGUCCGGGACGUAGGUCCUGUGUUCAGCACGCGUGGCCGAGCGCAACCAGGGAAGCCGAUGAGGAGCUGCUGAUUCGGGCUGCGGACUUCUGCUUUUCACUUUUCAGUAGCGGUGAAGCAUGUCGGAAAGGGACGAGGAGGGCGAGCCGCGGGCGGAGCAGCGCGCCAGAGCGCCGCCCAGACACCAGCAGCAGCGGACUGAAGGCGCGUCAGCAAUGGCGGCCAUCGGCGAGCGCGCGGCGUCUCUCCCGAGUCCGGAAGUCAUGCUGGGCCAGGCGUGGAGCUGCUGGGUGGACGCCGCGAAGCUGCACGCGACCGACGGCAUAGAACCAGAAGAAAGUUUUAAAGAGUGCGGGAGGAACCGAGAAGCCAUGCGACUGUGCAGAGACGAUAUGCCCAUUUUCGGGCAAUGUCCUGCACAGGACGACUUUUACCUGGUCAUGUGCAGUCACUGCAGUCAGGUCGUCAAACCCCAGGCCUUCCAAGCACACUUCGAGAGACGACACAGCUCCAUUAACAAGCCAGCGUCGUCCUAUUCAUCCUCGGCUGCGCUCCCGGGUCUCCCCUCCCGGGCCAGAACCGGAGGAGCGGGUGGAGGCGGCCCUGCCAGCACCAUGCCCGUGGGUUCCUCCUCCUCCUCCUCCUCCGCUGGAGGGAGCAACAACACCCACACAGCCAAAGAGAAGCUGCCUCACCGGAAGCCUCACUUCCCCCCAAAGGUGCUGCACAACGACAUUUUGACCCCAGCUGUCAAAGUGGAGAAGAUCCAUGUGAAGAUGGACUACGUCUCCUCCAAACCUGGCCACGUGCCUGCUUCUUCUUCCUCUUCUUCCUGCAGUACUGUGAGCUCCUCGCCCUCGAAGCCAGGCCUUAAUAGCCAGUCUGUACCAAAGGCUCAUCAGGCGUCCCCCGGCCACAUCCCCAACGGAAAGAGCCACCUCUCUCCGCUCAGCAAGAAGCAGGACAGCAGCACCAACGCCAGUAGCAAAAGACCCCCCAGGAAAGUGUUAGAACGCGAGUUCAAUCCUGAUGUUCAUUGUGGCGUGAUGGAUAUCGGAGCACGUAAGCCAUGCACAAGAUCCUUAACAUGCAAGACACAUUCCUUAAGCCAGAGAAGGGCGGUGCCCGGGAGGCGGAAGCGCUUUGACGUGUUGUUGGCCGAGCACAAGGGUCGAGCCCGGGAGAAGGAGCUGCAGCAACAACCGCAUAGGACGGAGCCAUCACAGCAAACCCCACCCCCUCUCAGGGAGACCCACCCACCCUCUCACCAUGGCAACCCUACAGCCACCACUGACGCAACCAAGCUCUUCCCCCUCAGCAAAACCAAACCCCACAAUCCUGUGCUUCCACGCAGUAGCUCUCACAGUGGGCUGAGCAGUUUAGGGGACGCCGCCGCGACCCCUGACCCGACCCUGCAUCCCCACUUGGCUCUCACGCCUGACGGCGCGGCUUGUCCCUCCAGUGACGAGGGCGAGAACGAGGAGAGAGAGGAGAGCAUGGACAAACUGGACUGCCACUAUUCAGGUUACCAUCCACGGCCAGCUUCAUUCUGCACUUUCGGAAGCCGACUGUUUGGGAGAAGCUGUUACUUGUUUGACCGGCGCUGGGAUCGAGUCCAGUACGCGCUGGUGGCAAUGAUGGACAAACACGUCAACUCGCUGAUGUGGAAAAAAAUCCCACUCGCGUUGGAGAAUUCUUCCUCCUCCUCGUCGUCAUUUGCGGCAGUUACGUCGUCUCACAGGUCGAGCACAAACUCGCUGUCCUCUUCCUCUGGCUUUCUGAGCCCCUCUCCUCCACCGCCUUACAGCCAGUCACAUGACAGCAAGCCCACACUGUCGUACGGGACCACCCUAAAUGCCCGCGUGACGUCACAGAGGGCCGGAGAGCAGCUCGCUUACAGCGGAGGCGGUUCGUCCAGACAAGUGUCCUCGUCCUCACCCCAGAUGCCUUCAGCGCACUCGUCCUCGCUGCCCUCCGCUCCCGGCUCGAACAAAUCCAUCAAAUCACGUACCGGACCCAAGCACUUCUGGGUCAAGGAGCCCUCCCCGGCUUCACUAGCUAGCUCCAGUGCUAACAACAACAGCAGCAGCAGCGACACCAGCGGUGUGAGUGUGAGCAGCAGCAGCGCGAUCAGCCUUGGCUCAACAAAGAAGCGCAAGAACAGCUCUCUGAAAUACGGCGCAGAGUCCUCCCCUUCAUCAUCCUCUUCCUCUUUGAAAAAGAACUGCAUGGCGAACUCGGGCACCUCAGGGAGCAGCUUCCACUCCUCGCUAACCUCCACGGCGGCGUCUAUGGCUUUUUCGUCAUCGUCAUCCUCCUCUUCCUCCCACAGUGCAGGUAUGAACUGUCCACCAGGCCGCGGAAACUCGAUGAGCGCGCGCCAGGAAGCAGCCGAGCCCAUCAAGCGCAUGAGCGUGAUGAUGAACAGCAGCGACUCGACGCUCUCGCUCGGCCCAUUUGUGAACAACCCGGACGGGAGAACUGACACAAAGAGGAGGAAGAGUUCACAGGCCACCAGCAGCCUCGCCGGCACAGCUACCUGCACAGCAUCUGCGGCGGGAGGUGGAGGGGCACAGGGGCCUGGCAGGCCAAAAAUGGCCAAGUCUCCAGCCAUCAACAACAUUCACGGCAAACACGCGCGGCCCAUGCCGGGAACGCCGGGGCUCCCUAACAACUCGCUUAUACAUCAGGUGUGUAUGGAUCUGAUGCGUGUUUAUGUUCUGAGAAAGAGAGGUGCUGCGUCCCAAUUCGCCUACAAAUACUAGGCACUAAAUGUAAACAUGUGUAAUAUGUCUUCUUCAUUCAUUAUUCUGUAUAUCAUUUAUACUAGAUCAUUUAAUUUGCCAUUCCCUUGAUUUAUUCAUCCACAUUUUCUGUACACAUCACUAAAAAUUCAGCGAUGCAAACUGUCCCAAAGCUCCUCCUCCUGUGGGCGAUUAAUAGCUGAAAAAGCGUCCACGGAUCCACACUUCAAAAAUCUUUUCAGGCGCUCAUUUCAACAUACUCCGAUUCGGGACACACUAAUUCUAAUCUCGGAUACUAUUUAGGCCGGAUAGUAGACGAAUUGGGACGCAGUGAGGGGUUUGCAAACGUGCUUAUUUGCUUAAAUAACAAUGCUUGUGUUGUGACUUAUGACAGGAAUCCAUCCCUGUUGUGUGUGUUUUUAUUUUAAGGUGGUUUUUAAUAGCUGUAACAAGCAUGGCUUGUAUUUCAAAUGAUAUUCUGCUGAAAUCGUCUAAUCAUCAGCACUUGAUGGGCACAGAUCCAGCUUAGCGAUUACAUUCUUGCACUACUGUGUAGUACAUGACCGAUGCUGCAUAACGUCACAGUUAUAUUUAAAUCUUUAUAUAUAUUAUAGUUUUAGAGCUGAGAGUUUAUUUACAUGCACAGUAAGACUCAGCAGACAUAUGGAAUAGUGUUCUAGAAAAGCCCUUUGCCCUUGUUUGGCAGAAACCCAACACUGCGCAUCACCAUGAGAUCUCCAGAGUGAAGCAUGGUGUUGGUAGCAUCGUGUUGUGGGAACGCUAAAAUACUUAGACAAGACUGUGUGUGUGUGUUUUAUAAAUAUAUAAAAGACAGGUAAAUUUCUAGGGUCUAACCCAAAGUUUUCUCAUUAUCCCAUUACAUAAGUAGGUAUAAAUGCUUAAUGAUUUAUUGCCCAAAAUUAGAUUUAUUUAUUUAUUGAAUUUUUUUUUGCAUGUUGUUUUUGUACUUGUAUUCCUCUUCUUUCUUGAUGUAUUUUGUGUAUGAUGCAGUACGAAUGCAGUGCAGAGUUUUAACACGCCCCUUAUCUUCCUGUCUUAGCCAAAGGCCCGUCCCUGACACAGGUGGGCCGGCUCUGGGGGUGCGAAGCGGUGGAGCGGAGCUCCCUUAGCGCCCGUCACGGCACACUGCACGAGGCCUUCUUCUUCUUCUUCUUCUUCUUCUUCUUCUCUUACUCUCAGCUUCCCACAAUCCUCAGGGUGGAGAGCGCACUGGGCCGCUCAGUGAUGGCGCGCUAUUUCUCCCGGCAACAAGGGGGCAUCACAAAGGUGGAAAAGACACCACGAGAGGGGCAUGUGUGUGUGUAUGUGUGUAUAUGUGUGUGUGUAGGGGGGUGGAUGAGAUGGCAGUGGCCCCAGUGGCAGGCAGCGUGUGCUGCAGAGGUACAGUUAAGGGCUGGUACAGGGCCACGCCUACACUAUUACACAACGUCAGACGGGCUUCAUUGGCGAAAGGAGCAUUCCUGUCGAUUUGUGUGUGUGUGUGUGUGUGUGUGUGUGUGUGUGUGUGUGUGUGUGUGUGUGUGUGUGUGUGUUCAUGUGGGUGAAACCGGAAUACUGGAAAUGAAAUUCUGUGUGAACUGUGAGUGAGUGUUUGAGGGUGGUGCACAGGAAAAGGACGGAAUAUCAGGAGUCUCUGAGAAGGAAAACAAAUGCAAUCCCGUUUAGUUUAAUAAACAUAUUUAUUUUGUAAAAGGAGGAGUAUAUACAGUAACGCAAUCCAUCAGAUUUUAGAGGAAAGUCGUCACCGUGUCCAAAUGAACAACGCAGAGCAUUUAAUUAAGUCUUAAUGUUUCUUCAGCAAAAUAUUUGGUUCACAUACAGAGACUAAUCGUAAGGUCUGUAAAAGAGGGUGGAACAAAAUGUUAUUUUGCAGCUACGUUUUAAAAAUCCGCAGAAACUUCCUUAAAGACGAGUUAAAAAUGUAGUUUACUCGCCCAGUUUGGUUUAAAAUCACUUACUUACACUUGUGUAACAAAAUCCAGCACUGCUAACGAGUCGAACCGAAACGUUUUUUUCUUAUCGAAAGCUAAGCGGCGUUUUCUUAUCGUUUCCGCACUCGCGUUAAAGGAAUGCUUGGGAUUUUCGUCUCUAUCCACCACGUGAACGUGUUCACCACGGACAAGAAUUCCCACUCUCCUGAAAUAUCCGUGUACUAAAAACAACAGAACUUUUAAAAACCAGCUCAACCUUUUAUUAAGAGUCAAACCCUCGACUUGAAACUUCCAAGUGGGUAUGGAUUAGCUGUUAGCUUAGUUAGCUUAAUUUCAACAGUGAGACCCUGGCACGAGACCUUUUUAUUGUUGGUGUUUGCAACGGUUGUCGUUUUGAAUUUGCGUUAUGUAUUUUCGGCAGAGACCGUAGACCUCUGUUCUGAGUGAGUUGGAGUAAACGGGUCGUCUUCUCAGCAAACGGGAAACGUGUUGAAAUCCUUGACUGUCGUAAUCACACAUACGCUACAUGUGCAUGGAGUGGCAGCAUAAGGCUCUGCUCACGCUGGUUCUGCCAAGCGUGGACCCAGAUGGUCGCCACAGCAGUCAGGAAGACUUCACAGGAGGGCCAGAUAUUUGCGCAACACCUCCAGGUCUGUGAGAAUGCUCUCCGACCAGUACGUGGCUUUUUAUUCUGGGAAGACUGCGUUUAACCCAGAUCGACCACCAUGUCAGCUUCCCCCUUAACCUCUGAAUUAACAGAACACCAUGUGAACCCACGAGCCAUACUAAUACCGUCGUGACUUCCUGCAGGUCUGCCAGUGUAGAGACAGAUUUGUUAUAUUGAAGGUGGUUUGUUAAUUAAAAAUAAUAAUGAUGAUGCACUACAGCCGUGGUGGAUAGAGAUCAGGGUUGAAAAUCACUGGAGUAUCCCUUUAAUCAGUUAUAAUGAAGCUUCAUGUCCUCUUGAAAGCUGACUUUUAAACGCUUUUAACCAAUUAUAACGUCCGUUACGUUACGUUUAUUCAGUCCUACAGAUCGUCAAUCACCUUUAGUACCCGUCAAACUACAUCAGAUCUCUCUUAAUCACUACGGCUAUGUGGAGACUUUCAGGCUGUAAGGGAUAAGUGCUUGUCCAAACACACUAAAAGAGAUCAUGCAAUUUAUUAGAAAACCUUGAGGGUUAAUUCUGUAUUAUUAGUAUUAUUAUUAUUUUUGCAACAACGAUGCACAUCUACACUAUAACAUGUAACACAUUGAUGUUGUCUGUUCGUGACUCGACAGCAACAGCAGUUUAAGGAAUACUUCACUCACACAUUUGUGUGUGUAUGCAGCUAAGAACGAAUGAAAGACUGUGACUUAGCGUGAUCAUUUCCUGAAUUCUACUACCGUUCAUCCAUUAUUGGCGUAAUCAGCACGAGUGCUUUCACGCUUCGUGGGUUUUUUUUUUUUCUUUCUUCUUCCCCCAUUAAAAAAAUAACGGUCCUAGAUAGUAUCGUCUAUCUAACUAGUCUGUUGGCCAUGGAAUAGUGUUUAGUCUGCCGUGUUUUCACCUGCCUGUAGAAUCACACAGGGUUCCCGCUCAACCAAUCACGUUUGCGCCAAUCCGUGAGCAUCCGAGCGAGUAAUUCGACUCCGAAUCGACUCGACUGGAUGAAGAGAAUCGAGCCAAAGCACAGAGCUGUAGCUCUGCAGAAAUGCCAGCAGAAAACAUAUACGCAGGAUGCAGUUCACAAAAUUAAACUAAAAGGUUUAACUACAUAUUAACCACGUUAAUGUGUUUUCAGUCCUACUUUGUGAAGCAAAACCAAAUAGCGAACGAACCAAAAGAAUCGGGGAAGCAAAGAAACAAAACAUGCCAAGUGUGAAAGCAGCCUAAAGUCAUCCUUUUACCAGAGCAGGUGUAGUGAAGGUGUAGGUCAGCGCCAAUACACACAACAACAGAAUAUGAGACAAAGUACUGUGAGAAGCUCCUAAGGUGAUGCUUAGCUGUGUGAUGCCACAUAUUCUCACACACUGAUCAGUGACUUCACAAAAGCAAUUCUCCCACGGUUUGUGUAUCAAAUCACCACAAUCUUUUGUUUUCUAUUGCCACGUCCAGUAAUGACUAAUCCUGUCCUGACAUAGUAAUAAUAGAAGCUUUGAGAGUAUUAAGUAUAAAGUCGUGGAGGCGUGCAGACCUUUCGUGGGGGGGUUGGGGUAUGGUAUUCCGACCUGAUGUCAGUCGGCGAUCGCAGAAGGGAAACGAGAGCGUUAUUAUUAUUAUUAUUAUUAUUAUUAUUAUUAUUAUAAAUUUUUUUCCCCGUCUUUCCUUCUUCCUAUCUUUGACUUUUUUUCUAUCGACAGAUAUUGAAGUUAACCCUAUUUCAGAAUACAUAUUUUGAUUAAAAAAAAAAAAAGAAAAGAAAAGAGAAUU
This is a messenger RNA of Ictalurus furcatus (blue catfish), 8266 nucleotides long. Its product is annotated as ataxin-7. Bases 1277 to 3922 code for a protein of 881 amino acids. The record is from RefSeq and is a predicted model, not a curated record. The transcript has 13 exons. NCBI's taxonomy places the organism in Eukaryota, Metazoa, Chordata, Actinopteri, Siluriformes, Ictaluridae.